CCCAUCUCAAAUUUAGGGGGAGGGGCAGAGUAGGCCAAUCAUCAUCAAAGUUUCUCCAUUUUGCCUCUUUGUUUAAACAUGUACACCUGUUUUACAGACAACAAUACAAUAUCAACAAAAGGUCUCAAAAUUUUCCCAGGCCGACAUAAAUCACAUGACGGUAUAGGCGUACAGACCGAUCCAUGGGGUCGAUUGUAGCACCUUGUUCUUUUUUUGUUGAACCAAGCUUUUCUUAAAUUAUUGUAAUACACACUCAUAAAAACAUGACAAUGAACGUCGGUCCAAAGGCCAAAGUGCAUUACCUUUGUAAGGACCCCCCCCUCCCUCGCCCGAUUCCUUCAUUUUGUCCACUAAACACCCAAGAUAAAAGUCAUUGCUACGUCGAGUACCAUUUCAUGACGUCUCUAAAUCCUGAAAUAUGGCAGCAUCUUCAAGCGAAUCCCAAGGUUCUCGCGCUGGAAGUCGUACGAUUAUCUGGUGUGUACCCCGUACUGUUUCUACUGCUCUUACCAAGAGUCUAAGUUUUAUCAAAGAUAUAGAAGUAUGGUUUGAACGUUUUACCAACUGCAGAGUUACACAAGUUCAUGUUAAACAAACGUUUGAAUUGGAUCUACCAAACAAAUACGAAGGAAAUGAGGAGAUAUUCAAGCGUGUCGUUGAUCGUUCUCGAGAAUUUGGAGUGGGUAAUAUUACCAAACCAGAAAAAAUAUCUUAUGCAUCCAUUGGUCGACAGCUGGAGAAAACAACUAGUCGCCACGUCUUGGUCAAAGAUAUGGCCCUUGCCGUUUCUAAAGAGCAGAAAAAGUUUAUCCCAAAAGGCUUCAAGCAUAUCUUCUUGAUACGUCACCCGCUCCGUGUGUUCAACUCAACACGAAAAUCGAUGUUCAACCAACAAUUAGAUCUGGGUCUCCUAACCGGGGAAGCUGCCGUCGAAGAAACAUUCGACUUUGAGCGUGACUACCAAUACGCAAACGGAUCAGGUUCGAUGCUAUUCAAAGACCUCUACGAUAUGUGGAAGUUUGUCCAAGAGGAGCUUGGUCAAGAAACGGUAAUUUUCGAUAGCGAUGAAUUUUUGUCUAAUCCUUCUGAAAUGCUACCGAAGAUCUGUCAAGCAGCAGGGCUGCCGUAUAACGAGUCACUUUUGAAAUGGGAUUCGUCUGUUGAUGUGACAAAGAAGUGGAUGGUCCAUGCUGAUGGUUACGUUGACAAGCUUGGGCACUUCUUCGAAACUGCCAUCAAUAGCUGUGAAUUUUUGCCCCCAAGCAAGAUGCCGUCACGUGAUGAGGUUACACCUGACGUCAUCAGAUGUACCGAUCGGGCUAUGAAAUAUUAUGACGAAAUGUACGAAGUGAGACUAAAGGUCUAACUUCAGAUUCAUCCAGCAGUUCAAGGAGACUACUCUAGAUCAUCAAAAGGCAUAAUCUGAAAUUACCCCCCAAAACAACUGUUUUGGUACUUGGAUUUCUACAUGUAUAAUCUGAUAUUUUUAAUGUGAGUCUUAUAUUUUUCUCCUUAAAAGGAUUGGUGAAUUGUCUCGCAUAAGUUUCCCCACAUGCAGCAUCAUUACAAAUUAAAUGCGGGAUAACUAUUACUUUAUAACAAUGACUAAAGUUAGUUGGUGUAAAAGACCGGUUUAAUAAUCACACCAACACUUCUCGAAAUCUUAUAUUUUCAUGAGUAAUCAUCAACUAGAAAUUGUACAUUUUGACUCCCGUCGUUCUUAGUCGUUUUUAUGACCUCUUGAUAAUGCAUCCGGGGAUCUUGAACCCUCAUCCUCAAUACAACAUAUAUUUAUCAAGUCGUAUUCACUAAACAUAUACAACAAAGCAAUUUGAAAAGAACAAUAUUAUGCAUAUCUUGGUGUUGGGAGAGUAAGUGUGAUCAGCAAAAAUUUUGAUUUGAAUAAUGAAUUUCUUACUAUCAUAAAAGACCAGAAAUAGUAGAGGAGAGAUUUGAUAUUGUGCCCCCUAAUAUUUUGAGUAGGGGGGACAUGUCCCCCCUGGGAUUUCCGCCCACGCUGUUGACAGAACUCCGUUUCAUCCACUACAUGCUGUAAUCUAUUAUUUACAUAAUUUCUAAACAAGUUCAAAGCUACCCCAUGUCAAAACUGUUCACUUUCAUGUCUAUCAGUUGGAUUUACGUACUAAAUCCAAAAGUCCCACAUUUGGAGAGCAAACCUUUCGCUUUCGAAAGUCAAAUUGCGAAGCAUGCUGAAUAGCUGAAUUAGAAUUGUUCUUGGUUUAUUUCAUGUCUAUAUUCAUAUUUUUCUAAUAUACAAAUAAAAAACAAAUAAAACAUGUAGAUUAUGAUUGAAAUCAUCCAAAUAUACAAUAUUAUCCACAUGGCCGUACGCAGAUAUUUUCCCCCGGGGGGAGGGUUAGAAGCGUAAAAUGCCACGGGGACGCGUUUGCAUAUUCCAAAGUGAACUUGAAAAAAAUCGUGCUUACUUUUCCUGAUUUUUGUGGAAAUGUUCAGUAAAGGAAUGUAAAGUUUUCAAAAUUUCUGGGGGAUCAACUGCCCACGUGAACCUCCCUGCUGCGAUGCAUUUACCCUAUAUUUGUAAAUAUCAUAAAAUAUGGGUAACGAUCUAACCCAGCAUAUAUAGCUUCAGUUGAAACAUUUCCAACUGGUGAUGUCUGAUUACAGAAACCGUAUUUCAAAACUAGUGUUUGUUUCAUAAACCUAUUCGUAAGUUAAGAGCGACCUUAAGAACGACUGGUGAAUCUUUCUUACGC
Molecule: messenger RNA, 2735 nt
Organism: Lytechinus variegatus (green sea urchin)
Lineage: Eukaryota; Metazoa; Echinodermata; Echinoidea; Temnopleuroida; Toxopneustidae
Exons: 2
Coding region: 419-1366 (315 amino acids)
Source: RefSeq, a predicted model, not a curated record